Messenger RNA from Perca fluviatilis (European perch), 1087 nucleotides. RefSeq lists its product as uncharacterized. Lineage: Eukaryota; Metazoa; Chordata; Actinopteri; Perciformes; Percidae. The record is from RefSeq and is a predicted model, not a curated record. The transcript is spliced from 6 exons. The coding region runs from base 27 to 1055 and encodes 342 amino acids. Gene Ontology annotation, biological process: response to bacterium.
UAGGAAUAAGUAGGAAUAACCAGAAAAUGAUGAUUGUGGUUUACUUACUGCUGAUGCUCAGAGUGGGGCGAUGCACAGAUGAUCAGAUCUUUGAGACCAGGACUGUUGGUGUGGGAGGCGAUGUGAGACUGACUUGUCCUCGCAAGUCUACGGGAAGCUUGUUUUGGAUCAGGCUCGUUUCUGGAGAAUUUCCUAAAGUCUUAGGAAAAACAUUUAGCUUUGAGAGUGAUCCUCGCAUUACCGCCACAGAGGAGCCCGGGACAUUUGUUCUGCAUAUUGCAAAAGCAAGGCUAAGUGAUACUGCAGUUUACUACUGUAUGAGAAUACAUCAACACAACUUCACAUUUUUGAAAGGAGCAGACCUGAGAGUUGAAGGACCAGAACCUGAUCCCACUGCUGUCCCUCCAUCUGAUCCAGUCGGUCCAGGAGACUCAGUGACUCUGCAGUGUUCAGUCCUCUCGGACUCUGAGAACAAGACGUGUCCAGAAGAACAAAGUGUGUUCUGUUUCAGAGCUGGAUCACAUCAUUGUGGCCCAGGUUUUAAUUAUACUCAAGGAAACAGUGUUGAAGAACAUGAAAAGAAUCCAGAGGGACUCUCGACAAAGAAAUGUAUCUACAGCUUCUUUAAGAACGUCAGCUCCUCUGAUGGCGAGACUUAUCACUGUGCUGUGGUCACAUGUGGGGAGAUAUUUUCUGGAAACGGAUCAAAACUCGAAACUGAAGCAGUCAACAUGCAGGACUCUCAGAAGGACCAUACAGUUAUCUGUCUGUUAGGUGCUGCUUUGGCUAUAAGUCUGAUUGUUAUAGCCUUUCUCAUUUAUUCAAUCAAGAAGCUCAAGAAAAAAUCUUGUGGUUGUUGCAACACUGCUGUUGGACUGCAAACAAAUGCUGCAACAGCCAGUGGUCAUCAGCAAAGUCAGCAGACAGAUGAGGACUUGGUUUAUUCUGCACCAAUCUUUACCAGUAGGAAAGCUAGCAAAGGAGGGACAAGGGAUGCAAAAACAGAGGAGGAAGAGAGUGUCUACUCUGACGUCAGGGCUCUGGGGUUGGAAUAACACUCUAAACACUAGAUUUGCUACUCAUUUCU